AUGAAGGGGGGGGGGUGCGGGGAGCUGAGGGGAGAGCCGGGAUUGGGGAUCCCGCCGAGGCCCGGCAGCGCUGUCCGCUUACCCUUCGCCGCCGCCGCUUCCCCCUCCUCCUCCUCGGCCGCCGCCGCCGCCUCUCCCACUACGGCAGCCGUCUCCACCGUCGCCGCCGCCGCCUCCACCACCACAGCCGCCGCCAGCGCCGCCGCCGCCUCCAAUUCCACCCGGCAGGGGGGACACCUCAGCCCUCCCUCCCUCCCCGCUCAGCCCCUCCGAUCGGCCGCCGCCGCCAACUCCCUCCGGCUGCCGCUGCCGCCGCCGCCGCCUGUCGCCUCUCCCCGCUCCUCGGCUCCAGCUCGCUCGGCCUCCCUACCUCCUUCGGCCCCCACCCCCCUCGCGCUUGCUUGCCCUCCCCCCACCCCCCCAGCUCUCGCUCGCUCUCGCCGCGGCUCCGCCAGUCCAGUGCAAAUCAAAAUACUGUCACACAAUAUGGCGGCGCGGCCGCCGGCAAACACCGCGAGAUCUGUGGGCGCUGCUGAGGCGGCGGCUGUGACGAGGCCUCCCCCAGUCGGGCGGCGGGGGAGCGGUCGGCGGCGGUGGCGGCGGCGGCGGCGCGGAGAUGCUCUUUCUCCGCCCUGCACCCCUCCCCCGACUCUCGCAGACUCCACACCCGUCUUGCGAAGGCUGAAGGGAGAACGCUGCCCGGCCGUGCGGACUGGCGCGGGCCGCCGCCGGGGCCGUGCUAGAGGGGCCGCCGAGGCAAACGGCCCGAGGAGGGCCCGGGAUCCUACUUUUUAA
Molecule: messenger RNA, 795 nt
Organism: Balaenoptera acutorostrata (minke whale)
Lineage: Eukaryota; Metazoa; Chordata; Mammalia; Artiodactyla; Balaenopteridae
Exons: 2
Coding region: 1-795 (264 amino acids)
Source: RefSeq, a predicted model, not a curated record